Molecule: messenger RNA, 840 nt
Organism: Paramormyrops kingsleyae
Lineage: Eukaryota; Metazoa; Chordata; Actinopteri; Osteoglossiformes; Mormyridae
Source: RefSeq, a predicted model, not a curated record
GAUGGAAGCGGUGCGCUGCACACUCGGCUUUGGGGCGGCCGGGAGGCUCGGUAUCUAGUUCUGCAUGAAUAAGCAAAAAACACAAGACAGUGGAUGUCUGGAUUAUCGUGGCAAGGAAAGCAUGCCAUAAGGGGGCUUUAAUACCUUACUGUUUUAACAGUAGCACAUUGGGGGCUAUUUGGAUUCCUUUUUCUAUCUUUAACGGAUCUCUCUUCUUGCCGUAGAGAAGAGCGCCUGUGCGCUUGAUCUUCAUUUAGUCUUGGGUUCCCUUUAAUCUGAUACCACCGAAGAGAGAUUUUCUUUUACUAUUUUCUCGACCUCCGCCUCUCUGUCUGUCCGACGCCAGGACGGGUGUGACGGGGGAGAGAGAGCGUGCGAAGGACGAUGGCCGCUUGCAGAGAAUGCGGGGAGACCGUGGAUCGGUACCGGGCUGAGGUGGAGCGGCUCACACGGGAACUAGCCGAGGCGAACCGUGAGAAGAUCCGGGCGGCGGAAUGCGGUCUGGUGGUGCUGGAGGAGAACCAGAGCCUGAAACAGCAAUACACUGACCUGGAGGCGGACCAGGAGACACUGAAGCGGGAGUUGGAGAGGCUGCAGGAGGCGUUCGGGCAGGCGUACUCCACCCAGCGCAAGGUGGCGGCGGAUGGCGAGACUAACGAGGAGCACCUCCUGCAGGAGUCGGCCUCCAAGGAGGCGUACUACACGAACAGGCUGCUGGAGCUGCAGGCAGAGCUGCAGCAGAACCGCGCCGUGGCGUCCAACGUGCAGGCUGAGGGCGAGCGGCUCAGCGCACUGCUGCAGGAACUGCGUGAGGGCCAGAUUAAGAGUGAAGAGUAUUAA